Messenger RNA from Blepharisma stoltei, 857 nucleotides. The record is from the annotation of a GenBank genome assembly. NCBI's taxonomy places the organism in Eukaryota, Ciliophora, Heterotrichea, Heterotrichida, Blepharismidae.
AUGCUACGAAAACUUCACAGAAAUUUCGCAUUCCACCUUCAAACCAGCUUACUCAUAAAUAACAAAUUUGUAAAUUCAACCAAUCGCGCAACUUUUCCAGCAUUCAAUCCAACAACCGAGGAACGAAUAGCUGAUGUGCAGCUUGCUGGAGACAAUGAUGUUGCCGAUGCAGUUUCAGCUGCGAGAUCGGCAUUUGAUAGAGGUCCUUGAAGAUUUAUGAGUGGUAGAGAUAGAGGAAAGCUGCUAAUUAAGCUAGCAGACCUAAUUGAAAAGCACGCCAAGGAUUUGGCCCACGUAGAAACUAUUGAUAACGGCAAGCCUAUCCAUAAUGUGAUGAAUAUUGAUAUCCCUUUAUCUGUUGACACAUAUAGAUAUUAUGCUGGACUUGCUAACAAUAUAAAGGGCAAUACAAUUCCAAUUCAUGGAAAUUAUGCCUGCUAUACGAGAAAAGAACCGGUAGGAGCUGUUGCACAAAUAAUACCAUGAAAUUUCCCGAUAUUAAUGCAAGCAUGAAAACUAUCUCAUGCAUUGGCAGCUGGCUGCACAGUUAUAUUAAAGCCUGCAGAACAAACGCCACUCACUGCAUUGCUAAUAGGAGAAUUAAUAGUUGAAGCAGGCUUUCCUCCAGGUGUAGUAAAUAUAUUGACAGGAUUUGGAGAAACUGGAGAGUCUCUUGUAUUGCAUCCAGAUGUUGAUAAAAUUGUGUUUACUGGAUCAACAGAAAUUGGCCAUAAAAUAAUAUGGCCUUUUUAAGUGAAUUUUCAGAUAUAAUAGAUAUUCAAUCUUUGAUAAUUUAUUUUAUAUUAUACACAAUUUAUAGACAAAAAGUAUAAAAAAUAUCAGAAAUUCCGGCUUAA